Messenger RNA from Anopheles aquasalis, 2572 nucleotides. RefSeq names its product sodium channel protein Nach-like. Gene Ontology annotation, biological process: sodium ion transmembrane transport. Lineage: Eukaryota; Metazoa; Arthropoda; Insecta; Diptera; Culicidae. Gene Ontology annotation, molecular function: ligand-gated sodium channel activity. The record is from RefSeq and is a predicted model, not a curated record. Gene Ontology annotation, cellular component: plasma membrane.
ACAUUCCAAGUAUUAUACGUUAAAACUAACUAAAAUAUUUUCCACAAACAAUUACCAAACAAUUCGUUUGUGCUUCUGUUUUUCCAAUGAACAUUUGCAUGUAAUCAACAUACCACAAUUUCGCUAGAUCGAUUGUUAAGCAAAUACCUUCAUUUUCAAUAGUUUCCGCUUGAAAAAACCAAAUCAAUUUCUAUCAGCCAUCCUUAGUACCAAUCCUGCUACAUGAAUACGUGAGCCACAUUCCACAAGCUAGUAUUUUGUGGCGUUGAUUUUUUGUGAAUAUUUUAUUCAACACUACUGCAAACAGGACACAAUUCAAUUAUGCAAACGAUGAAUGAGGCACAUGAUUCCGUUUUUUUUUUCGAUUUCCAAUGAGUCCAAGAAAGUUAUUAGAAGUCAGAUCUGAUUACCAUGAAAUAGAAUACACAAUUCGCUUGCACAAUGCUCCAAAAGAUACAAAUGGGCGUACAUUGUUAUUCACGAACGGUUCCUGACCGAGAAAAGUAUUUUCACAGAUGACCCCCAAAACAGGUCAUGCUUGAAAAGAGUGGGAAAUGGUUUGCCACAAAGCAACUUUAGCAAAAGUUACACAAACAUUAUUCAUUAUGCACAAGCCUCUUGUCCAUCUCAUGCCAAGGUUUACGCUCCAUGUAUUCCUUGAGCGUGAAGCUUUCAACACCCCGCACUCACAUUUGCUGCAACAAUACUCAGAAAUGCACAAUUAAGCUCUCCGCUUCAUGUUCAGCCAAAGCACCAGUUAAUUAUUCACUAUUCCCCUGACUAUUACCCCACCCUAAGUUUGGACUUCGAUGAAAGGGUGUGCCGGAAACGGAUUGGCUGAAAGCUAUAAAAAGAAAAUCGAAACAUGACUCUUCCUCAUCAAACGGUGGACGACGAGCAGGGACGAAACCUAACCAACAUGGACACUCCACCGGCGUCAGACAGUUUCCGUCCUAAACCAGUUCGUGUUUCACAGCUCCCGCACUAUCAGCAAUCCAACCAUGAAGGCGCGGGCAAAUUCGGUCGCGACGCAUAUCGUAUCGGUUCCGGCCGACUUCUGUGGAACACUCUAAAGGAAACAUUCUACGAAUUUGCAUCCAUUUCGAAAAUACACGGAAUGCACUACUUACAAAAGCACGUCACCGGUGGGCUGAUGCGACUGUUGUGGAUCUUGAUCAUCGCAGCGUUCUUCGCCUUUGGCGUUGCGUUGAUAUUUCUUCUGUGGCAAAAGUUUAUCGAUUCACCGACCCGGAUGACGAUCGCGUCAGAGAUGAAGAUCAUGCAGGUACCCUUUCCUGGUGUUACUAUUUGUCAUCCUCAGAGCGUAAUGGACUAUAAGGCGCAACGGUUCGUCGACAGCAUUAAAUUUCCCCUCGGUGCAACCAAGGACAGCAUCCUGAAGAAUCUGCCCUCGCUCGGAUACUUCACCGAACAUCAGUGGAUGUUUCCUAGACCGCAGGAUCUCAGUAUGAUCGAUAAGGUCCUGCAGCUCAACAACUACACCAUCGAGCAAGCCAUCGAUAAGCUCGGUAUGAUCUGUGAAGACUUUAUCGUGAUCUGCUACUGGGCCGGCAAGAAGUUCCCCUGCUUCGAUAGGCAUGCCUUUCUCGGUUGGGUCGGUUCCACCAGCCAUUACGGGGCGUGCUGCUCGUUUAACUAUCAUCCGAACGUGAAGGGGGACCGAUCCAUGCCGUUCGCAAUCAAUACGUACGGGAUUCACGGUGGCCUCAGUGUGGUCGGUACGGGUUAUCCACAGGCAUCGGAUGGAAAAUCGGGUGCCCUUUACUCGGAAGGGUUCAUGCUUAUGAUACAUCAUCCCCACGAUUUCGCAGUAGAAGCGUCACCACUAACGCUGCUACGAUUAGGUAAGGAAACGUUCGUCAACGUGCUGCCAACGGAUUCACGCUGCUCGGAACAGGUUCUGGCACUGCCGCAGAAUCAACGAAGUUGUCUUGUCGGAAGGGACUUUCAACCACCGAUUGUGAACUACCGUCAACCGGCUUGUACGCUGGAGUGUCUGCGUAACGAGGUUCACCGGAAGUGCGGAUGCCAUCCAUUCCAUUUACCGCGACAAACGGAAGCGGGUAAAGGUCGCGAGAUUCGCAAUUGCACCGUGUACGAUUCGAUGUGUUUCGUAGAAAAUUACUACAUGUUUAAAAGAUUGAAAUGCCACUGUCUCCCGGCGUGCAGCGACGUUACCUAUAAAACGGCAUCGAUUGAGUUGGAUUUUGCUGCUAAAAACUUCUCCAUCAACCCUUUCUACAAGGAGACGAACCUGACAAACUUUGAGUUCAUUUUCCACAUAUUCAUGAGCAAUCAGGUAGUGGCCGCCAAUCGGAGAAUCGUUGUCGUGUCGUGGAUAUCAUUGCUCUCUAAUCUUGGUGGUGCCUUCAGCUUGUGCCUCGGUAUCAGUGUACUGUCGCUGUGUGAAAUCUUGUUCUGCAUUGUGUUUAGGAUACGAAAAAGCUACCACCGGUUGAAGCAACAGCAUGAGCAACGUGUUAAGCUGGUGGCCCCUAUCGCACGGUUACAGAGGUUUGAUCUGAAUUCGAAACCAAGGAUAAAAAUAUGA